AUGAUUGCCAAUAUUCAGAAACAUUGUAAUUGCAAUUUUACGGAUGUAGACCUUGGAACUACAAAUGAUAGCAUAAUCUGCAUAUCUGAAUCGGACAUGCUUUAUAAUGUUACCAUGUAUUCGGUCAGUAAUAUUUCCGUAGAGAAUUUGCUAUGCACUUUUAAGCAAUGGACUGGGCCAGGAAGCCGACUAGAAAUUAUUGAGCCACAAUUAUUAGUGUGCUCGAUAGAGUAUGCAGCCCGCCUAACUAAAACUGAAGAAGCCUUAAUUGGUAUAGGCGCUGCUGUUUUUUUCGUCUUAGUCCUUCUUCUAUUGGUUUGGAUCUUUAUGCGUAUUCGUCGUAAGUUAGGGGGCUCAAAGUCUGUCCCAAGACAAACUCAUCCGAAAGAGUCGAUACUUAUUGCAAGAAAAAAUUUUUCGGUUACUCCUGCAGUAACCGAAUUUGUUUCAGUUCAAAAAAGAAAUGGGAAUUCUACAACUUCUGUUGGAUUACCCAGUGCUGGCAUACAUUCUGGUGCUCAUGAUAACCCACAUCAUGAAAAUUAUGAAAUGUCUCAUCUAAAUAAUGGAAAUCAUCAUGGCAAUCAACCAAAAAUUACAAUUACUCCAGAUACCGAAGAUGCACCGACUAAACUGCCUGGAAGUCACACCAACAACAAUUUUGAUAACCAUGAUCGAUUAGUUUAA
Molecule: messenger RNA, 687 nt
Organism: Trichoplax adhaerens
Lineage: Eukaryota; Metazoa; Placozoa; Uniplacotomia; Trichoplacea; Trichoplacidae
Exons: 2
Coding region: 1-687 (228 amino acids)
Source: RefSeq, a predicted model, not a curated record